AUGGCAGCCCCCAAGGGUCACACUCAGUCGAGUAGCAAUAUCUUGCGAGCCACCGAUGUGCCGCCAGGAAAGUCCGGACUGCCAUAUGUCAUCUCGACGCAGGAAGGCGAGAUCAUCUACAUCCCUCUAUCAAAGUCGGCGACCCGGCUCUUGGUGACGGGCAAGGAAAGCGAGAACGCGUUCGCCAUCGUAGGAAGCAGUGGAAGCCAAAGUGAUCCCAUCGGGUUUCACUACCAUCGCGAGGCUCAUGAUGUCUUCCUAUGUCUGAAGGGAAAUGUCAACGUCUGGGCUGGGGAGAAGUGUCGUACGAUGGGUCCCGGCGACUUCGCCAGUGUGCCUCCUGGCACAAUCCAUCAAUACCAAAUCCUCGGUAACCACUCCGAAAUGGUUGGCCUCAUAAUUCCCGGCGGCUGGGAAGAAUUUUUCCGCUUCAUAGGCGAGCCAUACUCCGGACCUCUCUGGCCCCUCGACGAUCAGCGGAACCUUUUCGAGGUUCUAAUCCCAAAGCUCAAAGCGGCAGCCGAGCAAUUUGAUAUGGUGCCUUGUCCUCAGCAUAGACAAUUUGGUCCGUCACCGUGGGAGGAAGAUGAGAAUCGCUUGCCGGGGACGUUGCAGCCCUACUUCCUCAAAAAUGGUUCCGGACCGGCGUACUUGGCUGGUGGAAUGAUUUGUCGACCACUCAUCACAACUGCCGAGUCGAAUGGCAAGUUUGUAAUUGGCACCAUCGAAGGCUCUUCGCAUCAUCACGACAGCGAUCUAUUCGCAAACAGUCGGAAGCUAAAGUUUCAGAGCACACACCAUGCUUUCCAGCUUGUGGAAGGUGUCGUGGAGUUUGGCCUUGGAUCGUCACCUCCUGCGUAUCUGCAUGCCGGCGAGCUUGUCUACGUUCCUAGCGGGACUGAAGUGAGUAUCAGCAUUCGGUCGAGGUAUGCGAAGCUGUACGCUUUCUCGAGUGGCAAGGGCAUCGUGGAACUAUUGUGCAAGAUCGGAGAAGCGUGCUCCACGCCUAUACCGCCUGAGAAAGCAGCAAAUCUUGAUUUGGGCAACCUGGGCGAGCAUGGUACUGAAUUUGACUUUGAUAUCUGUUAA
Molecule: messenger RNA, 1089 nt
Organism: Zasmidium cellare ATCC 36951
Lineage: Eukaryota; Fungi; Ascomycota; Dothideomycetes; Mycosphaerellales; Mycosphaerellaceae
Exons: 2
Coding region: 1-1089 (362 amino acids)
Source: RefSeq, a predicted model, not a curated record